Mesocestoides corti is the source of this 564-nucleotide messenger RNA. NCBI's taxonomy places the organism in Eukaryota, Metazoa, Platyhelminthes, Cestoda, Cyclophyllidea, Mesocestoididae. The record is from the annotation of a GenBank genome assembly.
AUGACUACUUCUGGUGGUUCACUGUGGACAAUUUGCAGGCACGUUGCUUGGGCAUGCUCGGCGUUAUUUCUCUUUGUCCUGUUCGCCUUCUUCGUGAAAACUGGUACCACGUUAGUCCUCGAUUCGUGUUCUAAAGGCUACCGAACCCCGACCGCAGAUGAAUCGUUUGGCGGUGAUGCGUCAUGUGAAAACAGUCAGCCGUCACAAUGCAACAGUGGAUACAUAAUGAUUGGCGUUGGCGCGGUUUUUGGCAUAGGCUUCGUUCUUUUAGCAGUUUACUUCUUCUACAAUUUAUUGAGCAAGCGAGGAGGCCCCCGAAAUGACGUCGAAGCCCCAGCCAGAGAGAAUGGGUGCUUUCUUGAACCUGAUUGGCUGAUGCCAGUGACUCGAGGUCGUGGUUCAGCAGACCUUCAUUCAUUUUUACAGUGUCCAACAGCCCAUGUGGAUGUCAUCAUCGACUCGCCACCGGACUACGAAACUGCCUGUCAAGCUCUGGUUGUGGACGAUUGCGACGACUCGAUCUCCUACCACCCACCACCUCUCCCGCCCUCCAUGAACUCAUGA